Solanum pennellii is the source of this 1213-nucleotide messenger RNA. RefSeq lists its product as uncharacterized. The record is from RefSeq and is a predicted model, not a curated record. Bases 58 to 408 code for a protein of 116 amino acids. NCBI's taxonomy places the organism in Eukaryota, Viridiplantae, Streptophyta, Magnoliopsida, Solanales, Solanaceae. The transcript is spliced from 3 exons.
UAGAAGUAGCAUUAAUAUAUUAGUUCUUUUAACCUAAUUCGGCCUCCAUUUUUCUAAAUGGCAAAAGUAAAUAUUGUGAACGCCGUACAGCACUUCUUCGGAUUUUUUUGUGUUCGGCGCGCCGCCGUUGCCCUCCGGUGCAAAAGGAAUUACGUAUACACAGCAUUCAUCGGCCUCACAUGCUGCGGACAUUUUUCUGUGGAGGGACUAGAAAAUUACUGCCAGUGUGCUUGGGUUUGCCACUUCACUUUGGGUGCUUUUUUAGUUGCAUCAGAACCAUUUGCUUACGUUUGUUUGCCAUAUGCUGAUCCUUGCAUUGACAGUCCUUUUCCUUUGGUCCGAUGCAUCCACCUUCAUCAACAAUGUUCCAGAAAGCGAGAUGCGAGCCUUCUACGCUUCACAGACUAGAAUGAGUAUGUGAGCGCUUCAUUGCUUAAAGCGUGAAGCGGAACCUUAUCGUUUUUUUCGAUUCACGCCUCCCAGAACACUUACUUGAAGGGAUUACCUAGCUGAUAAGGCAUAAGAGUUACAAAUUGGAGAUUCCAGGUUUGAAUCCCAGCUGCAACACAUGGUGCACCCAUCUAGUCUAGUCUUGGUGGGCAGCACUACGUUAUCAAUAUGUGCCAUGGACUCCAAUACUUGCUAUGUUUCCAUUUUUGUAGUAUGGUGUUGAACAUUUCUCUCAGGUUACCUUGUGACUUCUUUGGUGCAAGGAAGUUAGACUUUUGCAUAUUAGUUUAAUAAUUUCCCUUGUGGGAUGGACAAAUUGACCAAAUAAUUAGUUAGGGUGCAUGCAAGCUCUAGGGACACCAUUAGUAUCACUUAGAAAAUGAACUGGGCACUGUAGAAUAUAUGUCCAACUAUGGAGAAGAGUUCUAGUUAUACAUAGUUGUGAGUUGUGACAUAAUGAUAAAUACCGCUAGUGAGACAAUAAAUAACUUGAUCCCCAUUAUGUAUAAAUUCCUUGAUGACUUAAAGUUACUAUCACUAUAGAUAAAUGUAUUAUAUGUCACCUUAUGUUUCAAGUAUAGGAAAUAAGAACAUGUAGGUAAGUAGGUUAUAUGGGAGCUAUACAUUGUUUAUUUUCUAAAUAUUUCAGUUUUGCGACUCAAUGAAAUGUAGUGUGCAAAACAAUUUUUACCUCCAUGUGGAACUUUCUCUAAAUAUUAUUUUCUAAGAAAUUGCUUCAUGGCUGUUUCAUGUAUCUUUGAAA